Rhinolophus ferrumequinum (greater horseshoe bat) is the source of this 2061-nucleotide messenger RNA. RefSeq names its product glucose-fructose oxidoreductase domain containing 2 (gene GFOD2). NCBI's taxonomy places the organism in Eukaryota, Metazoa, Chordata, Mammalia, Chiroptera, Rhinolophidae. Gene Ontology annotation, biological process: extracellular matrix organization. The coding region runs from base 222 to 1379 and encodes 385 amino acids. The record is from RefSeq and is a predicted model, not a curated record. Gene Ontology annotation, molecular function: nucleotide binding. Gene Ontology annotation, cellular component: extracellular matrix. The transcript has 3 exons.
GGCGCGUUCCGGUGGCGGCGCGUUAGACUCCGGGGUUCUGCUAGCCACCCUCACGGGGGGCUGGAGGCCGCCAAGACCCGUCCGGACCUUAUGGUUUCCGGUGCGGAGCAGGGCAGGCAAUGCCAGCGUACCAGGAGCCAUGUUUGACCAGGAUUGUGGGAUGGUCGUAUUCAUGCUGGAGGCUCUUGUGAGGAGAUGAGUUGGUGAACAGAGAAGCUGGCAUGAAGAUGCUCCCAGGAGUAGGUGUGUUUGGGACCGGCAGCUCUGCCCGCGUUCUGGUCCCACUGCUGAGGGCAGAAGGGUUCACCGUGGAGGCCCUCUGGGGGAAGACUGAGGAGGAGGCGAAACAACUUGCUGAGGAGAUGAACAUCACCUUCUACACCAGCCGGACCGAUGACGUCUUGCUGCAUCAAGACGUGGAUCUGGUGUACAUCAAUAUCCCCCCUCCACUCACCCGGCAAAUAUCUGUGAAGGCUCUAGGUAUCGGGAAGAAUGUGGUUUGUGAGAAGGCAGCAACCUCAGUGGAUGCCUUCCGCAUGGUGACCGCCUCGCGCUACUACCCACAGCUGAUGAGCCUGGUGGGGAACGUGCUGCGCUUCUUGCCGGCCUUCGUGCGCAUGAAGCAGCUUAUUGCUGAGCACUAUGUGGGUGCGGUGAUGGUCUGCGAUGCCCGCAUCUACUCGGGCAGCCUGCUCAGCCCCAACUACGGCUGGAUCUGCGACGAGCUCAUGGGCGGCGGGGGCCUGCACACCAUGGGCACCUACAUCGUGGACCUGCUGACCCACCUGACCGGCCGGAGAGCCGAGAAGGUCCAUGGGCUCCUCAAGACCUUUGUGAGGCAGAAUGCGGCCAUCCGUGGUAUUCGGCACGUCACCAGCGACGACUUCUGUUUCUUCCAGAUGCUCAUGGGUGGGGGGGUGUGCAGCACAGUGACACUCAAUUUCAACAUGCCAGGCGCCUUUGUGCACGAGGUCAUGGUGGUGGGCUCUGCGGGACGCCUUGUUGCCCGGGGAGCUGACCUCUAUGGGCAGAAGAACUCUGCCACACAAGAGGAGUUGCUACUAAGGGACUCUCUGGCUGUGGGUGCAGGGCUGCCCGAGCAGGGGCCCCAGGACGUGCCACUGCUCUACCUGAAGGGCAUGGUGUACAUGGUGCAGGCCCUGCGCCAGUCCUUCCAGGGGCAGGGGGACCGUCGCACAUGGGACCACACCCCUGUAUCCAUGGCCGCCUCAUUCGAGGACGGGCUGUACAUGCAGAGCGUGGUGGACGCCAUCAAAAGGUCGAGCCGAUCCGGGGAGUGGGAGUCUGUGGAGGUGCUGACAGAGGAACCUGAUGCCAACCAGAACCUGUGCGAGGCACUUCAGCGGAAUAACUUGUGAGCCUGCACCUGGGCUUCCUGUCACGGGCAAAGGGGCCAGGGAGGGACCAGGAGCCAUGAUGGGAGGUCUUGGCUAGAGCACAGACAGUGUCUUUCAUUUAACAAGUCAACUUGGGCAGGGUCCAGGUGAAGGCCAAGGUGGCCCCGGGAAAACGGUUCCUCUAGCACUCAUUUACUCUUCAGACCUGCAGGGCGGUGACGUUCCUGUUGCCAUGGCCAAGAGACCUAGCACAGUGUGCGCGGGGCGGGGCUGCCUCUAAGUCUCUGUAGUUAAUGCUGGUGAGUAGGGCCAGCAAAAGCUUGAUUUGGGGGCUGCUUCGGUCUAUUUGUGGUCCUAACUGGGUGAGAAAGCAGAACAUGGAGCCAGCGUGGCUGAUUGCUCAGGCCUGAGGAGAAAUGACACAAAGCCUUGUUUCCAUGUCCUUCCUGGGCUUAGGGCAUCUCAGGAAUGGUGAGGACACCAAGUCAUCCGCUCAGGGAUCCACACCUGCCACCCCUCCCCAUGUGACCAGGCCCUUCCAGUCUCCAGGCUCUCCAAUCCCUGGCAGGGAGGAGGGGUUCUUCAUUAGGUGAGCUCUCAAGGGCUGUUGACCUAGGGCAGAGGUCCCCUGAUUUGGCAGAGGAGACACGGGAGAGCUCUGGAACAUCUGAUAAAUGUUAAUAAAUCAGAAAGUCUAACACUA